AUGGCUACCAAGGACCUGAAUUCAGAAGAAUACCCUACAGAGAUCCAUGAAUAUCUUUUGACCUUUGAAAAAGCAGUUGGCGGUGUUGAUGAAAUGUUGACCAAACUGAUGUCCGUUCCUAAAUCUGAACUUCUUCAGAAACUAGAUCCAGAAGAACAAGCAAAAUUAGAUUUGGCAUCUGCAUACACCUUGAACUCCCUGUUCUGGGUGUACCUGGUCACUCAGGGAGUUAAUCCUAAGGAGCAUCCUGUGAAAGAUGAGCUGGUAAGGAAAACUGAUUUUACUUGAAAUGCUUUCAAAAUGUAUUACAUGCAAUGUGAUAUUGAAUAUCCCUUUAGGCAAUACCUGACAACUCUUCUCUUCAGAGA
Staurois parvus is the source of this 368-nucleotide messenger RNA. The record is from the annotation of a GenBank genome assembly. NCBI's taxonomy places the organism in Eukaryota, Metazoa, Chordata, Amphibia, Anura, Ranidae.